This is a messenger RNA of Debaryomyces hansenii CBS767, 237 nucleotides long. RefSeq lists its product as uncharacterized. Lineage: Eukaryota; Fungi; Ascomycota; Pichiomycetes; Serinales; Debaryomycetaceae. The coding region runs from base 1 to 237 and encodes 78 amino acids. The record is from RefSeq and is a predicted model, not a curated record. The transcript has a single exon.
AUGCAAGAAAGUGUACAUGGAAACACAUCUAUUGCAUCUGCCGUUGUUGACUCUACAAAUAACGCUAUAGACCAGGGGUUUUUGUUGCUCGACACUUUACUAUAUUAUAUAUUCAAUGCAGUUGUGUUGCUAUUAAAUUUGACGGAUGUUGUUGGUGAAUUCACCGAGAAGGUGUCGUUCAACUAUCAGAUAGUCUACACAUCAUUUAAACAUAAAUUGUAUAAUAAUAUAAAUUGA